AUGUCGGUGGUUGUGUAUGCUGAAAAGUUUGAGGAUAUGGCUGAUUACUCUAGGAAGACUGUGUAUGCACCAAAUGAGAAAUGGAAGAUUGAUCAGUUUCUGUUUAGUUUGAGGGGUGAAAACUCUCACAGUGUGUCUCAAAGGGAAUUCACUACUUAUGUUGAGUUGAUAAGGCAAUGCUAUGUGGCUGACAAUAGUUUGAAGAAGGUCCGAGAGGAAAGAGAUCAGUAUAGGGUUGGUCAGAAGGAUCAAGGAAGACCAAGUCAUAAGUUCAUGCCUAAAUCUCAACCUUUCAAGGGGAAACAAGUGAAGAAUGCCAAGUCUAACCCUCCUCCCUCUUGCCAAUUAUGCCAUAAGAAUCAUUAUGGAAGGUGUAACCUUGGAGGAUUAAAGUGUUAUCGAUGCCAGGAAGAAGGCCACAUGGCUAGGGAUUAUCCUCAGAAUAAGAAUCAGAUGCAAGGAAAGAGUAAUGGUCAAGUUUAUACCUUGGAUGCAAAGAAGGCUAAGAGUAAUAAUGCUUUGAUUACCGGUAUGUGUUACGUGAAUAAUCAUCUUUGUUUUGUAUUGUUUGAUUGUGGAGCGACACACUCUUUUGUGUCAAUACAAUUUAUGAAGCACAUUGGCUUACAAGAAAUCCCUUUGUCUCCUCCCAUGGUGGUUACUACCGACAUGGAUGAUGUUGUAGAGACACCGUUGAUUUGUGAAAAUUGUUCGCUAUCGGUGGAUGGUAGAUUUUUCCAAAUUGACCUUAUUUGUUUGCCACUUAAGAAGGUUGAUGUUGUCUUGGGGAUGGAUUGGCUUUAUGCUAAUUCGGUGUUUAUUGGGUGUAAAAAGAAGCUAAUCAUCUACGUCUAG
This is a messenger RNA of Lathyrus oleraceus (garden pea), 855 nucleotides long. RefSeq lists its product as uncharacterized. The coding region runs from base 1 to 855 and encodes 284 amino acids. Gene Ontology annotation, molecular function: zinc ion binding; nucleic acid binding. Lineage: Eukaryota; Viridiplantae; Streptophyta; Magnoliopsida; Fabales; Fabaceae. The transcript has a single exon. The record is from RefSeq and is a predicted model, not a curated record.